AUGGUAAAGGCGGAAGAACAUGAAACAAUUUCUGGAAGUGGGAGUUCUGGUGCUUCGGAGAAAUCUGACGAGAAGGCAGAGUCGAAGGAUGAAGAGGUCCACAUGGUUAAGUCUUCAACGCCUCCUUUGUCGGCGACCGGUGAAGUGCUAAACGAAGUGGAUCAAGUCGACGAACAGGAGCACGAGACCCCAACAGGCUCAGUUCACAGUAGUCGAGACACCUCAGGGAGGGGUAUUGUGUGUAAACAAAGAGCUAUCCUUGGGUUCAAAUUUUGUAUACGGCAUAUACUUCUGGAUCCAGCAGCCCCGUACAAACAGUGUGAACACCACCGGAAACCAAAAAGUAAAAAGGAUCUUGCUACUCGAUGUACCAAUGCUAUUAGAAAGGAUAAGGAAGAAAAUUUCUGCAGUACUCACCUGAUUAUGAACGGAAUGAAGGAGGCGAAAAAGAAGGAGAAAGGCUCGUCGGCAGUCAACGCUGAUGGCACCGAAACGGUUGAUCCUGCUGCCGGAACUUUUGCUGUAUCCGCUGCUGGGGAGCAGCACCAACUUGUGCCUCAAUCCAUGGCCGACAUGACUUCAAAUUCCUCCCCCAUACUGCAAGAUGCUCUUCAACCGGCGACAACUUGUAGUGAAAUGGUAACUGCUGCAUCGACAGUGCCCAGUCCACCACGAGCUGCUACUGUAUGUACCGUAUCCAGCGUCACAUCUCGAGCCCCUGUUGCCCCACCAACUGCAGCGAUACCGCCCUUGACCUCCACACGACAAUCCCUUCUUCCACCACCUCCAUCAGCAACCACUACGCUUCGACAGUAUGUUCAGAGCAACGCUCACUUAACAGGCAACGUUCUGCGGCAGCAGUUAGCUCCACAAGCGAAUAGCACGCUCGCUCCACAGCGUCAGCCUGCGUUGUUCCCAGUGGCUAUUGCUGGUCCAAGGGAUACUCGUCAGCCGGUGUUGGCUCAACUCAAUAUGGAGAGUAAACGUCCAUUUCGGAGUACCACCAGGAAUUGUGACGUCGCUAGAAGGCCAUGCAAAGUAAUGAACAACAUCACGACAACACUUCCUCAACAGAUGAUCGGUCUUGAAGAAGGUCGAACGCUCAUGCAGCAAGUACCAAUGACCGCUUAUCAAGGGGUGGAGCAACAGUCCGUGGCAGCUCCCCCGUUAGGCACAGCAAUAGUGGUGGAUCCUCAGCUGACUGGUACUGUAGCACAGAUGCAGCGUGUUCCAAUCACUCUGCUAGAAGGUGGUGUGCGAGGUGCGCGAAACUCCCGCUAUGCUGCUGCGUUGGCGGCGGCGAUUGCACGACAAAAUCAACCUCUGCCGUGGACCGCUCCGCCGAUUGCUCGUCGAACACCCCCUUCAAGUGAUGAAGAGGAUUUUGGCAAGACUUCAAAUGGCAACAAGGUGAUCCGUCUUCGAAUGAAACGUCAACGCCGACGGAUGGUGGGUGUCUACCGUGCGAUCCCAGAAAUUGACUCGAUGUGUCGCGCAGUUGAGGAUGCAGAUUAUGACAAAACUGAUCUGUUUCCACUAGGGCUUGAACCGUCGGACGAUGAAGAUGCGACAUAUCCGUCGUCGUCUAUUCUUCCUACAGCAAGCCUGGCAGUGUCCAGCUAUUCGGGUGACUUGUCAACACAACUGUAUCUGAUCAAGAAGCAACUGCGACUGGAGCGACAUGCUUUGUUGAAGCAGGCACAACUGAACGCCCACAUCAUGUGCGCAUCCAGACGAUUACCAUUGAGCGUUGGUGCGGCGCUGCGUCAACGCUGCGAUCCCUCACCCCCUCCACUACAGUUGGCCCCUGCAGCUCUACGUCCGGCACCUUUGUACGACACCAGCUCAUUUAUGGGUUCAUCGUCGUCAAUAGGCUCACCACUUGGUGACGAAUCCUCUGCAGCGAGUCCCAUGCCACAGACUGACCCGCAUCAUGCUCUUCUCACCGACACCACCGCGCCCAUGGAUUGUCAGCUGUCUUUGGAUGUUUCGCAUUCAUGGGAUGAUGUGACAGAGUUUCUAAUGUCCGAAGGUUUUCCAGUCGAUUCGCCAAAUUCGCAGGUUACACCGACU
Molecule: messenger RNA, 2073 nt
Organism: Ostertagia ostertagi
Lineage: Eukaryota; Metazoa; Nematoda; Chromadorea; Rhabditida; Trichostrongylidae
Source: the annotation of a GenBank genome assembly